Molecule: messenger RNA, 519 nt
Organism: Metarhizium brunneum ARSEF 3297
Lineage: Eukaryota; Fungi; Ascomycota; Sordariomycetes; Hypocreales; Clavicipitaceae
Source: RefSeq, a predicted model, not a curated record
AUGAAGAUUGCCUAUAUCCUCACUCUGAUUGCCGGCGUCGUCGCGGCGGAACCCAUGGUGUUCUUGAUCCGACAUGGCGAGAAACCCGCAGAUGACGACGAGCCAGGAUUGAGCAUCAAAGGACAGCAGCGCGCUCAAUGCUUGAGGAGUGUCUUUGGAGCUGGAUCCAACUAUCACGUUGGCCAUAUCAUGGCCCAGGCUUACAAGCCAGACGGCUCGAGAAAACGCCCAUUCGACACCGUCUCACCACUGGCACAGGACCUCGGCCUCGAGGUUGACACGUCGUGCGACCGCAAUGACAGCAAGUGUGUCAAGAAGGUUGUCAAGAACUACAAGGGCGCUGGGAACAUCCUGAUCUGCUGGGAGCACAAGGCCCUUCGUGACAUUGCCGAGGCGCUUGGAGCCGACGACGUCAAAGACUACCCCAAGAAACGAUUCGACGAGAUAUGGAUCGACCCGUAUCCCUACAGCGAAAUCACAGACAUUGUGUCCGAGAACUGCCCUGGCCUGGAUAACUAG